AUGGAACUCGAGGUUUCGUUGUUAUUGCGGCGAUGGCGGUCGAAUGUGGGCGGAGUGGAGGAGUUCAGAGAAGUGGGAAUUUAUUCCAUUGCCAACGCCCGGAGGAGACAGUUCGCCACACUCAACCUCACCCACGCACUGCCCCCCGUCCAACUCCGCCGUCUCUUGACCAUGGCCUUGAUCGUGGUCUACCACUACCUGGAAGUCAAUGCUGACGACGACGGCAAGGCAUCUCAGAAGUCACAAGCUACGAAUUCGGCCAAAAUGGAGUGGACUACGACCAAACUUUUGCAAUAUACCUCGAAAGCCAUCAUUUGGCGCAACUAUCACCUGCAGCACAACUACACGCAGGGGAACGGGCGCAAAUAA
Messenger RNA from Sodiomyces alkalinus F11, 369 nucleotides. RefSeq lists its product as hypothetical. The transcript has 5 exons. The coding region runs from base 1 to 369 and encodes 122 amino acids. Lineage: Eukaryota; Fungi; Ascomycota; Sordariomycetes; Glomerellales; Plectosphaerellaceae. The record is from RefSeq and is a predicted model, not a curated record.